AUGGAUAAUUUUUAUCUGCAUUGUGAUAGAAAUCACCUGCCGUCGGAUAAUUAUAGUUCUCAAUUGUUUAGAGCGUUUUCAUCCAACUUCAGACAGAUUCAUCUGGAGUUGGUUACACUUUGCAGAUUCAACAACGAUAUUUUCAGUUUUCAUUUGUUACUAUCGUUAACACUUGCUACUAUUACAAUUAUCUCUGUAUUUUACACCACAUACAUAGAGUAUAUGAAGUCAAAAGAAGUAACAAAACAUGAUCAAAUUGUCAGGACAUGUACGAGUCUUAUUUUAUUUAUAACGAAGAUUUUGACUGUUAAUUACGUUUGCGACAAGACGAGCCAUGAGGCUCGAAGAACUGGAAGCAUCAUCAACGAGUUACACGAACCUUCGACAAAUAAACAAUUUCGUACAGAGAUUCGAGAUUUCACUUUGCAACUGAUUCAGAAUCCUUUGCGAUUUUCUGCUAAAGGAUUCUUCGAUCUGAACAAUACUUUUAUUCAAAAGGUAGCUGGAAGUGUAACGACGUAUUUAAUUAUACUUAUUCAAUUACGUGACAUGACAUCCUAA
Messenger RNA from Belonocnema kinseyi, 561 nucleotides. RefSeq names its product putative gustatory receptor 28b. Gene Ontology annotation, cellular component: membrane; dendrite; neuronal cell body. Gene Ontology annotation, biological process: sensory perception of taste. The transcript has 5 exons. The record is from RefSeq and is a predicted model, not a curated record. NCBI's taxonomy places the organism in Eukaryota, Metazoa, Arthropoda, Insecta, Hymenoptera, Cynipidae. Bases 1 to 561 code for a protein of 186 amino acids.